Sporothrix brasiliensis 5110 is the source of this 1140-nucleotide messenger RNA. RefSeq lists its product as uncharacterized. NCBI's taxonomy places the organism in Eukaryota, Fungi, Ascomycota, Sordariomycetes, Ophiostomatales, Ophiostomataceae. Gene Ontology annotation, biological process: fatty acid biosynthetic process; secondary metabolite biosynthetic process. Bases 1 to 1140 code for a protein of 379 amino acids. The transcript has 2 exons. The record is from RefSeq and is a predicted model, not a curated record. Gene Ontology annotation, molecular function: fatty acid synthase activity; phosphopantetheine binding.
AUGCUUGAGCUGGCCCCAGGCCUGGACUCGCUGUGCGGUGUCAUUGAACACAACAUAUCUGGAGCGAAUUCUGAGGUGGCCCAAGCAUUUCUCUCCAAAUUGCAUGCCGCCGGCAUCUACGCCCGGGCGUUUACGGCUGACAUUUGCAACGGCGAGCAGUUGGCCGUGGCCAUCAAAAAAGUCCAGGCCGCCAUGCCGUCCAUCCGUGGCGCCAUUCAGUGCGCAGGCGUUGUUGACGUACGUCGAGUUCCACCUCUGCAGGUCAUCAUAGAUUUAUCGCUAACUAGAGACCAGGAUGCCGCUUUCGCCAGCAUGGACUACGACCGCUGGCAAAGAGCCUUUGAGCCAAAGGUGGUCGGAUCGAACAACCUCCAUGAACAACUGCCAAAAGACAUGGACUUUCUCAUCUUCCUGUCCAGCUCGUCCGGCAUCAUUGGAAAUCGCGGCCAGGCCAAUUACUCUGCGGGAAACUGCUUCCAAGAUGCACUGGCCCGGCACCGUAGUGCAUUGGGCAUGCACAGCGUGUCCAUUGAUCUCGGCCUCGUGCUUGGUGCUGGCAUGGUUGCUGAAAACGAAAGCCUGCUCGAUGCCAUGAAGGCCACCGGCUUCAUUGGCAUACGUAUUCAAGACGCGCUGUCCAUCCUCGACCGGGCCAUGGCCCCGCCCGGGUCCGAGGCUAGCCUCAGCGUUCCCGCGCAGAUUGUAACAGCAGUCGGGACAGGCGGACUGACGAUCCAAAACCAGCCGGCGGACCCGUUUUGGACGCGAGCAGCACUGUUCCGAUACCUCAACCAAGUCGACGCACCGCCCCACGGCCUCAACUCGGCAGCUCGCAAGGCGGCAGGCCAAGAUCUACGUUCCGCCGUUCGAACGGCGUCAACGGCAGAAGAAGCUGCAAAAGCUGUGUGUACGGCUCUCAUUGCCACAGUGGCCCGGCGGAAGGGCAUGGUGCCGGACGACUUUGAUCGGCAGCAAUCGCUGGGCAACUACGGCAUCGACUCCCUCGACUCAAUCUUCGUACUGGGAUGGAUUUCUCGGGAGACGGGUGCCACCGUGCAGACAGUCGAGGGCGUGACAAUUGCCGAGCUAAGCCAAGACAUUGCUCAACGAAUGCUUGCGGUCGAGGAAGAGGGUCAGUAA